AUGUCUGAGGAUGAUUUAUUUGAAACUAUUGAUGGAGAAAUAUUCAAUAUGAACGCAAUUAUUAGAAGGUUGGAGAGUUUUUUGAAGUUUUUGGGCACUAGUAAGGAUAAUGAAGGUUUAAGGGCAAACAUCAAUAAAAAUCACCAAGACAUGAAAGGCCUUAUUGCACAAGUGACCGGCCAAUUGAAAAAAUUGAAAACCGAUUUUCACACACACAAUAAAUUGGUUCAGAUGCAAAUUGAGAAAAUUGAAGAGAUUUUUGUGGCCGCUUUGAAUAAAUAUGAUAAAUUACAACAGCAACUAGUUGAAAAACAGAAACAAUUCAUUCUUGUAAGAGUCGACCAAGAAAAUCCAACCUCUGACGACGACGAGCUCGAUUACAAUGCUCAAACAUUGCAAAAUAUCACAUUAGAGCACGAGAAAAUACUCAAAAGGCAAAAAGAAAUGGAGGAAUUGCAAACGAACAUCGUGGACAUCCACGAAAUUAUGAGCGAAUUGGGUGCCAUGCUGGAUGAGCAAAAAGAAGCAAUAGAUAAUGUAGAGAAAAAUAUAGGUGAAGCUGAUAUUAAUAUUGAAAAAGGUGCCCACGAAACUGAAAUAGCUUUAAUGCACCAAGCAAGUUCCACUAAAAAACGUCUAAUUAUUUUAUUAAUUGCUGUAUUAUUAAUUAUUUCAUUGUCUGUUUUAUUGUAUUUUAAGCUCAAAUAA
Messenger RNA from Ceutorhynchus assimilis (cabbage seed weevil), 708 nucleotides. The record is from the annotation of a GenBank genome assembly. Lineage: Eukaryota; Metazoa; Arthropoda; Insecta; Coleoptera; Curculionidae.